Penicillium lagena is the source of this 2784-nucleotide messenger RNA. RefSeq names its product putative PHD finger and SET domain protein. Bases 1 to 2784 code for a protein of 927 amino acids. The transcript is spliced from 2 exons. Gene Ontology annotation, molecular function: protein binding. The record is from RefSeq and is a predicted model, not a curated record. Lineage: Eukaryota; Fungi; Ascomycota; Eurotiomycetes; Eurotiales; Aspergillaceae.
AUGACAGAUACCUCCUCCCUCGCCAUCACGCACGCCACCACGGAUUCGUUUCCGGUCACCGCGCCUCUGGAUUCCCCUGCCGCCAACGGCGCCAUCUCUGACUCGGUCGCGCCCGACGAAGAAGAGCCCUACACCAUCAAAUGCAUCUGUCAGUUUGACGAAGAUGAUGGUAGUACGGUAUUCUGCGAAGGGUGUGAGACGUGGCAGCAUAUUGUCUGCUACUACCCGGACAAGAGAGUGCCGGAUGUGCACAACUGCGUCGACUGCGAGCCCCGGCAGCUGGAUAGUCGGCGCGCGACCGACCGACAGCGGCAGCGGCGGAUUCGAGAGAAAAGCGAAGACGGUGACCGGAAAAACCGGCGGUCGGGUGCCAAGUCCUCCCAAAGGAAGAAGAUCAACAAGGAGGGCGAUGUGAAUGGUUUCCGGAGCGAGUCGGGUAGUCGCGACCAGCCACCGAGCAAGAAGGCAAAGAUCUCGCAUCGUGCGUCUUCAUCUAUCAGUGCUCUGGCUGGCGCUCCGGCCUUUCCGCCGGACUCGCGCAAGCGCCGUUCCUCCACCUCUAUGGCGAUGAGCCCGACCAAAUUCUCUGGCCCUCCGAUCCCUCUUUACUCGAACGAGUUCAUGCACCUCUACGACGAAGACGAUGACCAUGUCAGCAUGGACAGCAAUCUGUUUGUCAAUGUGAGCCUAGUGGGGGACACUGCUUUGUGGUUGAAGGAUCCAAACGCGUUGGCGCAACGAACGGGUGGACAUCGUCCCGAGGAGGUCUUUACCUGGUCUGAUCUCGCAAUGGAUCGAUCACAGUGGCCCUCCUUGACUACGGAGACCAUCACAGAUCCCAAUCUCGAGAUCGAUGGCCGACACCCGAUGUGGAAGAUUCUCAAGACCCAGAAUCCGAUACAAGAAGGACAGGUCGUGGGAGAGAUCACUGGCAAGGUCGGCCAUCUUCGCGACUACUGCCUUGACCCCAACAAUCGAUGGGCCGAAUUGCGCCAUCCGGAACCCUUUGUCUUCUUCCACUCCCACCUACCCAUUACCAUUGACAGCCGGCACGAAGGCAGCAUCCUCCGCUACAUCCGACGCUCCUGCAAGGCCAAUGCAACCCUCAAGAUCUUCAUUACCAACGAUGUGGAGUAUCACUUUUGCUUCGUUGCCAAGGAGAACAUCCCGGCGAACUCAGAAAUCACUACGAUGUGGUACCUGGAACCGCAACUGUCCGUGUCAUCGGAUGGACUGGUGAAGCAAGAGUCCGGCGAUAGUGCAACCGAAGCUGCUGCCAUUCGUCUCAGCAAUGCUCUGGCCAACUUCGGUGGCUGUGCUUGCGACCCUUCACAAAACUGUCUACUCGCCACCCUGGAUCGCCGGCGACACCCGAGAUCCUUGGAUUCGAGGCAAGCAAACGGCAAGCGAAAGAAGGCGAAAACAAAAUCAAUUGCCUCACCAUUCGAUACGGGUCGAGCAUCCACCAGCCGGGCAGACAGCGAGACGACCAAGCAUCCAGAUGAGGAUGAUCCAGGCGCUGAGAGUCGUUCCACUUCUGGGUCUGCACGGGGUCAGCCCCGUAGUCGCGAUCUCAGUCCAAGUGCAGCUCAAGACGCAGCGGCCGCUGCAUCGGAGCUAUCCAGUCGCGAGCGGCGCAAGAUCGCAGAUGCCGAAAAGCAAUUCCAGCAGCUCGAGCAAGGCCAGGGCAAGAAAAAAGAAACGUCCCAGCGCUCAACGCAAACGGGAUUCUUUGGGUCGAAUCGUGCAUCAGGCAAGUCACUACAACUGGAUACCGGCCAUUCUCGCUCGCCCACCGCCGCCGUUUCACCAAUGGGUGUUGCUCGUCAAGCUUCUCCUCGGAAGACAUCUGGGAACAGCACGCCGCUCAAUCGUUCUCCUCUCGCCCGCCCGAUAUACGUGGAUGCCGCCGUCCAAGCAGAUGUGUACGAGGGUGAUGAACCGCCGUCUACGCCGGAUAACUCACGUCGCAAGCGCGGUUUCGUUCCAAUGACAGUCCGCCUCCUGAAGCGAUACAGUACGGACCGUCUACGGUCUGAGGAGAUUGCGCGACAGAAGUUGUCGUCGGCUGGCUCUGACAGCGUGGCGCCAGCGGAAUCCCCGUCGUCGAGCACCUUCAACGACAAACCCGACGUUGCCAUGGCAGAUGCGGAACCGUCACAAGGUGAUGUGGAGAUGCAAGAUACGUCGGUGAUGCCUGACUCGGAAUCUCCCCAGUCAGCGAAAGACUCUGGCAAGCCACUGAUUCCACCACCAUGGCCGUCUACUGCUGCCCACAACACCCGGAUCCCUGGGAUGACCACCCCCGACAACCGUGGCAAUUUGCGUGUUUCCAUGCCUCCUCCAACACUCCCUCCCAUGCCUCUUUCCAUCAGUCCCGGAUCCGCCUCCACAGCGAGCCUUGCAUCUCCCACCACCUUCGAAACAUCAUCCCCGCACUCUGCUGGACAGCCACCACUCGGGUCAGCUCCAACACCGACUCCUGCCAAGAAGAAACUCAGUCUUGGUGAUUAUCUGAUUCGACGAGGCACGAUGGCCACAACGCCCACCUCGGAAAAGUCACAGGCCCAAGCCAACGCCAUCCCUGCGGCACAGAUCUCACCAUCCACGCCAGGUAGCGGUAGUGGGCCCGUCGCCGGUACAGACAAUGCACAACAGACCACGCCCACCAAGUCAGAGCCCGACGACACCGACAAGAACGAGGCUUCCGGCUCGCCAGAUGUGUCCAUGAAGGAUGCUACAGAGUCGACGACAUACCCUCCCGUCCCGUCCGUCUCCUCCUGA